AUGUGGGUGGGCAAAAGGAAGAAGAAAUUAGAAGAUUGCUCACCAGAUGCAACGACAACGAGAAGAGGGGCAAGGGAUAACAACUUGGACGAGGACAAGGCGGCGAGUGGGGGAGGCCGGGUCGACGGCGCGCGGGGUCUAAAGGUCGGGUUGAUGGCAACAGGGACUGAAGCCCGAGCCGAUGGCGAGCAAGGGAGGCCUCGACGGCAGGAGACGAGACGUGGAGGAGAUAAGAGGCAGGGGAGAGUGGAGGAGAAGUGA
This is a messenger RNA of Linum trigynum, 261 nucleotides long. NCBI's taxonomy places the organism in Eukaryota, Viridiplantae, Streptophyta, Magnoliopsida, Malpighiales, Linaceae. The record is from the annotation of a GenBank genome assembly.